CUCAUUUUUAUUUAUUUAUUUAUUUGUUUAUUUUCUGGGCAAGUGCUAGUGAACCCCGAAGAUGGAGUGUUCUUCAUUACACGGCCCAAACACAAGGAAAUCUUCGUUGGCGAAGACGUACAAUUUGAUUGGGAAUACGCGCGAACCGACGUUCAGGAAGUUAGCUUCGGAGUUAUUCUACCUGAUAUUGGGGAGAUGACUAUUUAUAGUAAGAAAAAAGAUGGAGGAACAGUAUUUAAUAACGCUUAUCAAGCCAUCGACUGGAUCAGGGACAGGACUGAAAUUGUCUCCAACAGACGGGCAAGUUUUAAAAUUAACAGAGUUCAGAUGAAAGAUACAGGGACCUAUUACUGUACUUUGGUCGUGGAAUUGGUUCACUAUAUCAGCACAGUUCGAUUAACAGUCGUAGGUAAGUACGAAAACAAAGAGUGUAACCGGUACAACCCUGCUGGGAGUACGGCGCUGAAACAUAACUUGAAAUGGCUUCGCUCGAUAAUUAGGAUCAAAAACCAUAGACAAGCUUUUUUCAAAAUUUGAAUGAUAUAUUUACUUGGAUAGUUAUCGAUCUUGAGAAUAUAAUUGAUGUACAGGGAACCAUUAAAUAGUUUCUUUUCGCGUCAGUCUUACUUUUUUUUUGCUACGUUCCGCAGUUUCGGGCUAAGUUGCCCCAGCCUUACAUACCAAUAAGUUGAACUGCAUUGUACUUUUACUAAUUUAAUCUUCAAUCAUUUUUCAGUUUUAAUGCAAGAACUCGUCAAAUUAAAAAUGUCUAGUUCCUUAAUAAAAUGUCAGUCAAUACUGUAAAAUAAUCAUUUGUUGAAAAAUACGCAUCAGUACCAGUAUAAAAACAUACACCUUUAAAUUCAGAUAUAUUAUUGUGGAAGCCUAAGGUAGUAAAUUUAAAAUUUUUUUUGGUCAUAAAUUCUUAAAGUGAGGCAAAGUGAAGCGAGGAUAAAAUGCAAAUUAUAUUUUGUAAAAACUCUAUUAUUAAUUAGGAUACAAAAAAUGUCCAUGAGUCAGUUAGUCAGUUUUGAAAUACAAUUAGCGGAAAUAAAUAGCAAAAACAAAAACCACAUAGAAAAAACUAAAUACCUAUUAGUGGAAGGAAAUUUGGAACUCAUUAGUCAGCGUAAGUGAAUAUGGUAAAACGACAAAACUAGACAGGAUUAAAUACAUUUCACAGAAUGAAAUAAUUAUUACUAUGCUGAUCGCUAAUCGAGUCAGUAGCCAUGAGAAAGUUCUGUGACCAGUCUUACAAUAUUUUCUACAGACUUACAUUUUCUGAACAAACGUAUUUUUUGAGCACUUUGCUCUGCUGUUAAUUUAAUUUUGAUCCAGGAAAAGGGAGACUCUGAUCCUUUAUGAUGUGUCAGGAGGCUCCUGGAUGUGUGUAUUAUUUUAAGCCAGGAUUUUAAGCCAUGGUACAAAAGACUUCCAGGAGGCAAUGACCAUGGUCGCAGAUUGAACUGAACUUGUCUCCAGGUUUCUUACUGUUUUCAAAAUCAACCAUACGUACAUACCCCCGCACAAAUGGAACUAUCAGUCAAUAUCACCCUGACGGGUAUUUUGUCUGUACUUCUUCAUCUUUAGAUCUUUUGAUUGACAAGCAGCUCUCGACACAAACGAAGGAGACCUGGGAAGGACACAAGAUUACAAUUCUGUGUGCAGUAAGGCUACCACCAGGACAAACAGGGGUUAAGUUUUCUUGGAUGCAUAUUCCUUCAAACAGAACUGUCUCCAAACAAUUUCAUGAAGAACUGAGAGGCAAAAGUUACUUGACUAUAACAACAAUUAAAGAUGAAGACUUCGAGUCACUGCAGUGUAGAGCAGAGACGGCGUCUACCGUGAAAUUUCACGUCAUUGACAUUAUUAAGCUGAGUGAGUACAUAGAUUGGUUUUAUUGAAAACCUCGAGGAGCUUCAAGGUCAGGUCUCUUUUUUUGGCAGAUAAAACAAAAGCCUUGUAGUUCCUCUUUCCAUUGGAUUAAACGAACGAUGGAGCCUUUGCCACCAUGAUAAAUUAACUCUAUAUCACGUGGUCGCGCGUCGACCAAUCAGACAUUUCUCAACGAUGAAGAGGCAGACAGUCUAUACACUGAAUCUUACGCAUGUGCCCUGCUAUGACCCUAUCAGAUUACCAAUGUAGCAACAGUGUGCAUCCGACACUUUUCUAAUCGCCUGUUCCAUUUGAGUUCACUGAUAGACAGUGAAUACCUAAAAAACCCAGAAUGGAGGACUUGCAAUAGAAUAUACCGGCAGAAUUUUACUAACACAGGUUAUAACUGUAAAUCCAGACUGCAAUCACGUUAGGAAAUCCUCUAUCACCUCUCUCCUCCGUAGAGGCUCCCAGUGGGUAUUCAAAUAAAAAUAGCAAUAAUAAUAAUAAAAAAAUAUUAAGCGCGCAGUGGAUGAUGGGAAGUGAGAAAAGGCCUCUCCUCCUCUUUUCCCCUUCCCAUCGUGCCCCGCGCGCUUUCAUUUUCCUCCUCUCCCCAGCCUCCCUACGACGCAACAACAUGACUAUAACAUAUACCGUAUCGCAAAAGCUAUUCAUAACCAAUCAUCGAUUCAUAUAUUUAUUCUUAAGAUAACUUAAAGUAAGUGGGUUCAAACCUUUCACCGUUUUGAAGUAAAGUCAAAUUAAAUAAAGUAGAUCCUUGCGUAUUUUAAAAGAGAAACCUCUGCGGUAGAGGGAGCUAAAACACGAAACCGUUAGCUAAACCGUUUUUAAUGUUUAUCCUUGCAGAUGCCCCGUCUGAACCUAGAAAUCUCAAAGCAGAAAGAUCAUUGGACAAUAAAAUUCAACGAACAUACAUUCGGCUCAGUUGGGAUCCCCCUGCAGAUGACGGCGGGGCUGCGUUAAACUAUAUCAUAUCGUACAAACAAUGCGGCCUGCUGGGGAAGUCCCCAAAGACGCUGGAGGCUGAAACCAGUGAAUUUAUGGAAUUGUUUCUCCCAGGAGGGAGUAGCUAUCGAGUUACUGUGAAAGCAAAAAACAAGGCGGGCAUUGGUCCACCAUCAAAUAAGUUAGUUGUCAAUCUUGGUAGGUAUUAG
Messenger RNA from Porites evermanni, 3050 nucleotides. Lineage: Eukaryota; Metazoa; Cnidaria; Anthozoa; Scleractinia; Poritidae. The record is from the annotation of a GenBank genome assembly.